AACGAAACGCCAUCUGCAUCGAUUACUGGAUACUAUUUCAUAUUUUUGUUCUUCGAAUUAAUCGUGAAACAUACUUGAAAACAGCGAAUAAACAACAAUUUUGUUUGUUUAAAUAUAAAAUUAAUCAUCGAUAAUUGUAUGCAAUACGUUUGCUAUUAGCAAAUUUGUCAUUUUUCAAAUUGAAGGUGUUAUUUAAGGGAUAUUAUAUGUUUUGCGCAAUAUUUAAAGGUAUCCUUAUAUUUAACGAGCUAUUUCAAAACACAAGAGAUGCAUAUAUCGAAGAAAACAAAAGUAUUGUCUUAUUUGGUAGUAUGGAGGUUAAUUUCCGUCUUCGUGGUUCAAACCGCGCAUGUACCGGAUGAAUAUUGGCAAUCAUUAGAAGUUGCUCAUCGUUUAGCAUUUGGAUAUGGAUAUGUUACGUGGGAGUGGGAUAUGAAAAUUCGCAGUUACAUAUAUCCAUUUUUGUUAUCCGUUAUAUAUCAAGCGUUAGCGUCGAUAUCGUUAGAUCAUGUAAUAAUUUUAACAACAGUACCUCGAGUACUUCAAGCAACGAUCAGUGCUUACGGAGAAUACAAAUUCUACGAGUGGUCCAAGAAUAAAUGGGCACUGUAUAGUUUAUGCAUAAACUGGUACUGGUAUUAUUGUGCCACUCGUACAUUGAUCAAUACCUUAGAAACUGCAUUUACUAUGAUAGCUUUAUCGAUAUUUCCAUGGCGUGACAGUAAUGUUAGAAGCAUAAAGUAUUUCUGGAUCGUAGGGUUUUUAUGUAUGAUUAGACCUACCGCUGCUAUUAUAUGGUUGCCUUUAUGUAUUUACCAUUUAUGUACAAGUUUAGAAAACAAGUUGAACCUAAUAAGUCGAUACAGUGUAAUAUGUAUUAUCUGUUGUUUCAGUUCGAUAUUAUUGGAUACUUACUAUUAUGGUACGUUAACUAUUUCACCUUGGGAAUUCUUUCGUGUGAAUGUACUUUAUAAGGUUGGUGAUUUAUAUGGAACGCAACAUGUAUUAUGGUAUAUCGUGUGUGGAUUACCAGUACUUUUAGGGUGCCAUUAUGUUUUACUUUUAUUAUGUAUUUUACAAAUAACAAAACAUCCAUCCAGUUUUCACCGUCAAGCAGUUAUGUUAGUUGUUAUAGUUUGGACAUUUGGUAUCUAUUCUUUGUUGGCCCAUAAAGAAUUUCGAUUUUUAUUACCUCUUUUACCAAUGUGUAUAUACAUAUGUACCUCGUGUACAUUCUCUUUGAAUGCAAAGUUUAUAAAAACAGCAAGAAAUAUUUUUGUGGGGCUAUUAAUACUAACCAACGUGUUACCUGGCCUUUACUUUAGUUUGGUACAUCAACGUGGAUCGUUGGAUCUAAUGAACCUGCUUCAUAAGGAAGUUGUUAACACCGAUAAUAGCAACAUAUUGUUUCUGACUCCUUGUCACGCUACUCCUUUAUAUAGUCAUUUACAUACGAACGUAUCUAUCAAAAUACUAACUUGCGAACCUAAUUUUACCAAUGAUAUAAGCUAUAUGGACGAAGCCGACACGUUUUUUGCAAAUCCAAUGCAGUGGCUCGAUGAAAAUUAUAGCGGUAACAAAAAUACUACCAUUCCUAAUUAUGUAAUAUCGUUUGAUCAUAUUGUACCGAAAAUACGUCGAUUUUUGAAACAUUAUCGGUUGUGGUCGCAAAUUUUUUAUACGCAUUUUCCACAAUCAAAUUAUGGAAAAUACAUUUAUGUGUAUAAGCGUAAAUGAGAACUCGGUAAACGAAAAUAUGUAUUUAUCUUGUUGCGCUAGUAAAUUAUUCUUUAUUACCGUUAUUUAUGGUUAUACUACUUAACUUGUGUCACGCUAUUUAUUAAUUGGUUAUUUUUAUUUGUUUCCCGAAAUAAAUAUUUUCACGAAUCUCGUUAACUCAUUGAUAAGUGAAAAUAAAUACGCGCGCAAGACAUCUUGCCCUUACAAAUAUAACAGAUUACUUACGCAGUAAUGUCUCGUCUUAUAAUUCGUAGGACGAAGGAUCGAUAUAAAUUUAGCUUGGGACAAAUUUUUAUGAAAUCGCUAACGAUACUAAAGCUAUACUCGGAUAACGACGAUGAGAUGACCGUUAUACUUGACUUUCGAUGAUUUAGAAAUUGACUUAUUUUCUAAUUGCCGAGAAAUGGAAGAUAAGCAUAUACCGUAACCAUAAAAGGCUCGGAUCUUAUUUAGAAAGCUUAUGCAAGGACGAUAAUCCUAACGGCACUUGUUCGAUGCUGAUGAUAUGCAUCGUUCGUAAUAUAAUACUAAUCUACGAUAUUAGAUAUCUAAAUACUUAACUAUCGCGUAUCUACGUAUGUAAUAACUUGCAGUCUAUACGAAUGAGAGAUCAACUAAAAUAGGAUAAAUAAAUGAAUAAAGUUUUACAGUUACUUUA
Molecule: messenger RNA, 2398 nt
Organism: Bombus terrestris (buff-tailed bumblebee)
Lineage: Eukaryota; Metazoa; Arthropoda; Insecta; Hymenoptera; Apidae
Gene: PIG-B
Product: GPI mannosyltransferase 3
Exons: 2
Coding region: 268-1737 (489 amino acids)
Biological process (GO): GPI anchor biosynthetic process
Cellular component (GO): endoplasmic reticulum membrane
Molecular function (GO): alpha-1,2-mannosyltransferase activity
Source: RefSeq, a predicted model, not a curated record